Drosophila santomea is the source of this 2948-nucleotide messenger RNA. RefSeq names its product protein rhomboid. Bases 312 to 1379 code for a protein of 355 amino acids. Gene Ontology annotation, molecular function: serine-type endopeptidase activity. The transcript is spliced from 4 exons. Lineage: Eukaryota; Metazoa; Arthropoda; Insecta; Diptera; Drosophilidae. The record is from RefSeq and is a predicted model, not a curated record. Gene Ontology annotation, cellular component: membrane.
GCCGCGAGCGCGAGAUCAUCAAAUUGAAAGAAAGUCGGACUGCGACUCGAAAGAAAACUGAAGGAAAUAUUCAAAUUGUCGUGUGUGUGGGUGCAAGCAGAAAAUAUAUCUUAAGAAUAUCAAAAUACAAGCUCCUGAAUUUACGAGCAACAAAACUAAGUUACCAAUGUGUGAGCCGCAAAAAGCGAGUGUAAACCGUGCGAAUAUGCCAGCUAACUAAAGACAUUUGGAUUACAAAAAACCCCACGCAUUUUGGAUUAUAACAUUGCGACAGGCAGCAAAAACCUAAGAAUUUCUUCAACGGCGCCAGCAUGGAGAACCCAACACAGAAUGUAAACGAAACCAAGGUGGAUUUGGGCCAGGAGAAGGAGGCGGCGCAGGAGGAGGAGGUGGAGCAUUCCACCGCCGCCAAGGAGACCAUCAUUGACAUUCCCGCCUCGUGCCCCAGUUCCUCCAACUCCUCGUCCUACGACACCGAUUGCAGCACGGCGAGCAGCACCUGCUGCACCCGCCAGGGCGAGCACAUCUACAUGCAGCGGGAGGCCAUUCCGGCCACGCCCCUUCCGGAGGCGGAGGAUCUGAGCCUGCUGAAGUACGUCCACCGCCAGCACUGGCCGUGGUUCAUCCUAGUGAUCUCCAUCAUUGAGAUUGCCAUCUUCGCCUACGACCGCUACACAAUGCCCGCCCAGAACUUCGGGCUCCCCGUUCCGAUUCCGUCGGAUUCGGUGCUGGUCUAUCGUCCGGACAGGCGGCUGCAGGUGUGGCGCUUCUUCAGCUACAUGUUCCUGCACGCCAACUGGUUCCACCUGGGCUUCAACAUCGUCAUCCAGCUGUUCUUCGGCAUUCCCCUGGAGGUGAUGCACGGCACGACCAGGAUCGGUGUGAUCUACAUGGCGGGCGUUUUCGCCGGAUCCCUGGGCACCAGUGUCGUCGACUCGGAGGUCUUCCUGGUGGGCGCCAGCGGUGGCGUCUAUGCCCUCUUGGCCGCUCAUCUGGCCAACAUCACACUGAACUAUGCGCACAUGAAGAGCGCAUCCACGCAGCUCGGAUCAGUUGUCAUCUUUGUCUCCUGCGACCUGGGCUAUGCUCUCUACACCCAAUACUUCGAUGGCAGCGCCUUCGCCAAGGGUCCCCAGGUGUCGUACAUUGCCCACCUGACGGGAGCCCUGGCCGGACUCACGAUCGGGUUCCUGGUGCUGAAGAACUUCGGUCACCGCGAGUACGAGCAGCUCAUCUGGUGGCUGGCCUUGGGUGUCUACUGUGCCUUCACCGUCUUCGCCAUCGUGUUCAACCUGAUCAACACGGUGACCGCCCAGCUGAUGGAGGAGCAGGGCGAGGAGAUCACCCAGCAUCUGCUGCACGACCUGGGAGUGUCCUAAGUAUGAGGAUUAGAAUCGUCGUCGUCGUCGUCGUCGUCAGCAUCCUCGCAGGGAUUUAGACUCUGCUACAGCUUCAGCUUCAGGAGAGAUCGAGAGACAGAGAGUUGGUGGAAAAGAAAAGUUCACUAAACGAUUUAGUUCAAAACUAAUUCGAUAUUCGUUUGGCUUUUGCUUUUCGUUAGCAUUAUCGUUAUCGUUACCGUUUGCAGUUAAACGUUUCAGUUCCGAAACAUAGUACACAAACUCAAAACAGAAAUAAGAGAAAUACACUGGACAAAUAUGAGGAGAACAUAAACCGAAGCCGAAACGUGUAAACAAAUGUUGUGAUAGAACCAAAGACUGAAUUUAUUUCGCGUGUAAAAACCAAGUAAAAAUCAAGAGGAAAAUCGAGAAACCGAACUAAUCGCCUCUCACUAUGAUUUAAAUGAGCCCAUUAUCCAUGUUUUCAUUUAAUGGUUUGCCUGUUUUUCUUAAAUUAUGUAUUUAUUGGCCGCAAUUAAUCCGCAUGAAUCGAAGCGUCAGCAAACUUUAUCAAACUGUUUAUACAUCCAUAAGCAUAAUCUGCUCCGAACUGUAGGACUUAGCGUUAUAUUUAUAUAUCUAGGUAUAACUAGCCUCCUAACAAAUUGUUUCAGAUUGUAAAUACUAUUAAGUCGCACACUAGUCAAACAACCAGAAGAAAAACGAUGGAAAACCACAGCAAAGAACCAUUCAAUUCAGAUCAAUUAAGCAAAUCGAAUGAAAUUAAAUUAAAUUAAAGUCACUUAAUGCGUUACAAAAUCGAGCAAAUAUUUAUCGUAAUCCCCUACACACACAGACACUCAAAAGUAUUACUAAUUAUAUUUAUUUAUGGUAGGGCAGCGAGGGUUUAUUAAUUCGACAAUUGAGCGAACUAUUUAUUUAUUUAUUUAUUUAAUAAUUUAGUGAAAUUCAAACAAACAAGCACGAAAAAACAACAACACAAGAGAGAAAAAACAAACCAAUUCAACUGUAAAAAUAUCCAAUUGAAAAAUACACACGCAAAGCCAAAGAUAAAUGAAAAUGAAAAUAAAAAUCAAAACAUUUCAAGAAUACAACAGAAAUACAAAAAGAAGCAAAAGCGUUUUCAUUUCCCUCACUUUUCUUUCAGUUUUUGGCUGUCGGCUCGAUUUUGCCCACAAUUUAAGGGCAAUAAAUAAUCGAGCAAGCAGAUUAUCAAGAUACUUGACAUAUUGACCGAUACACACGCACACAAAUCGCCAGAAAAUACUCGUAUAUAGAUAGAUUGAGAUAGCAAUGUAUAUCGUACGCAAAUAGAGAAAUAUUCAAAAAGUAAUCGCAGAAUGAAUCGCAGCUAAUCUGGCAUAAAAGCCAGCAAAGCGUAAGCCAAAAUAGAAUCCUUGUGGGCCCCAAAACCCCAAGUUAGCAUACUCGAUUUUCAAGAUAAUGGAUCCACACACCCCCACUCCCACUCCACCCGAAAUAAAAUAAGAAAAAAGAAGAAAAACUAGGAAACGGAAAUGUUCAGCACGAGACAAGAGAAAAGCAAAUAGCAAAAAAUUAUAUAUAAAUAAAUAGGGAGAGAAAAAU